AUCCGGAAGGUGUUUUGAGACUAAGGAAGGUUGGUGACUGAUAUCUUUGGCAGAUAUCCUAGGCACAGCCAACCAAGAGCCAGGAAUAAGAUGGAAAGGAUAAGAAUCUGGAGGUACCAACAAUUGCUGUUUGUAUUACUGCUUAUCAAUGACUCAGGAUUACAAGGUCCCUUGUGCAUAGAAGAGGGAAGAGAUGCAACUCUGCAUUGUUCCUACAACAUUAUGAAAUAUUUUUAUUCCCUAAAGGCCUGGCAGAGAUUAAAGAGUGAAAAUCAAGUGGAAACCCUGAUACAAAGCAACACAGAUGGGGAGUUCAAUCAGUUCAGGGUUGGCAAAUAUCUACUGGCAGACAACCCACCUGAUGCCAUGAUGAAUUUCACAAUCCUAAGCUUCCAGAAGCAGGACUCUGGAAUGUACCAGUGUAUAAUCGAUAAGUCGCCCCAGAAGCCCCUGGUCUUGCGUAACCCUUUCCUAUUGACUACAUGUGAUGCAACCACUGAAAUUACUCCUGGCAUACCAACACCCCAGAAAGUCACUCCCAGAAGAAAAGAAGCCCCAACUACUUUACCCACAAAAACAAAGUCUUUGACAAACCCCACUCAACCUCCUGUCAAAAGCACAAUCCAUAGUCUCACUACAACCCCUGAAGCUAUGCACAAUGAGACCAUCUCUGUUCUUUCCAGGUUUUCUAACGUGCUUGGUGUGACAUUUGGAAUGCUUUUGAAUAAGAUUCUGGUAUCCAUCACCUUAUAUAUUCUCCUCCGAAAGAGGACUGGGUGCUAGCACCCUUGAGACUGACCUUCCUUGAAGAAUAUUAUUUUUCAUUUUAUUUUUUGGUUCAUGUUUUCUUGUACAAAAUGACUGAUAUGGAAAUAUGUUUUGCAUGUUUGCACAUGUAUAACUAUUGGAUUGCUUACCAUCUCUGGGAGGGAGAAAGGGAAGGAGAGAAUUUGGAACUCAACAUUAAAAAUUGUUUCUAUGUAUAAUUGGGAAAAAUGUUAUUUAACAAAAAUAAAGAGAAACAUAGUGCAAGAUUUUUUAAAAAAAUGGAGUAUGGUUUAAGGGAGGUAGGACUUGUCCAGGAUUUGUACAAUCUGAAUUCUUUUUAUAAUUAUCAAUUUUUUUAGUUGGAAGGUAUGAUAGAACCAACAUUUCUCAGAAGCAUUUUCUUUCUUUUCAACCCAACAAUGUAAAGAGGCUUUCCAAAGAUGUCCCUAAGGCCUGAUAGGUUUUAGCUUCCUUGAUUCAGCUUCCUGAAUAUUGGGUAUAAUAAUUCCCAGUCACAUAUAGUCUGCACUUGUGGUUGCCUAAGGCCUCAUAACUUGAGGAUUUACUGACUAGAGUAUUUUCAGAUGGAGAUGAGGGGAUUUGGUCCAGAAGAGCCAAAUGCUGAUAUAUUCUUGUUGCAUAUCCUUGCUGUAUUAGGGCAAAGUAAACCUCUUUUGUUAAAUGUUCAGUGAA
This is a messenger RNA of Sarcophilus harrisii (Tasmanian devil), 1461 nucleotides long. RefSeq names its product triggering receptor expressed on myeloid cells 1 (gene TREM1). The transcript has 4 exons. The record is from RefSeq and is a predicted model, not a curated record. Bases 91 to 783 code for a protein of 230 amino acids. NCBI's taxonomy places the organism in Eukaryota, Metazoa, Chordata, Mammalia, Dasyuromorphia, Dasyuridae. Gene Ontology annotation, biological process: neutrophil-mediated killing of gram-negative bacterium; chemokine production; neutrophil chemotaxis.